AUGAGAGGGAAAUACUUUCUCCUCGGCUUCUUGUUGCUCAAACUUAUGGCUCUCGUGUGCAAGGCUGACGGGGAGCCAGGACUGCUCGGGGGAUUCGUCAUGAUCGCCACCUCCAACGGCUCCAGGGAGGAGGAGAGCGUGUCCGAGGAGACCCCGCACACGGAGGACAAAUGUCGGGGUUACUACGACGUGAUGGGCCAGUGGGACCCGCCGUUCACCUGCAAGACGGGCAAUUAUCUGUACUGCUGCGGCACCUGUGGCUUCCGCUUCUGCUGCUCCUACAAGCUCUCGCGGCUUGACCAGAGCACCUGUAAAAAUUAUGACACUCCGGUGUGGAUGAAGACCGGGCAGACUCCCUACAAAAAAAUGAACAAGAUGCACGACAGCACCAAAGACAAGACGAACUUAAUUGUUUACAUCAUAUGUGGAGUAGUGGCCAUCAUGGCUCUUGUGGGGAUUUUCACCAAAUUGGGGCUGGAAAAGGCGCACCGGCCUCAGAGAGAGAACAUGUCCAGGGCCGUCGCCAGCGUGCUGCAGGGCGGGUGUCCAGGUGAGCAGUAUCGUGGGGAGGAGGCCCUAGGGAUGCAUUCGCAGCACUUUGUUUCCAGGGCCACAAACCUCCAGGGAGGUCAGAUCAACAACAAUGUGGCACCGGGCUCAAACAUGGGCCAGCAGCACCCUUACCCUGCCCUCAGCCAGCUGGCACAUGUCUACGAACAGCAGCAGCAACAACAGCAGCACCAGCAACAGCAGCAGCAGCAGCAGAACAAGGAUCUCAACAAGUACGCCUCCCUGAAGGCUGUGGCUGCCAAGUACAACGGUGAAGUCUACAACAAGCGCCGGCUGAUGGUGGAGCUGCCAACGAAGGGCGGGCUUCCUCUCCAGCCCAUGGGCAACUCCAGACCCUCCAUGGGCAACAUGACGUCGAUGACUCCUCCAAUGACGACCAACCCCAUGUCUUCUAACCAAAUGGCCUCCAAUCCCAUGAACCCCACCAUCAACCAGAUGACAUCCAUGACCCCAAUGACAUCUAUGAUGCCCAUGACCUCUAUGACGCCCAUGACUUCCCUCACCCCGAUGACCUCCAUGACACCUAUGACCUCCAUGACACCUAUGACCUCCAUGACCCCCAUGACCUCCUUGACCCCAAUGACCUCCAUGACCCCUAUGACCUCCCUGGGUCCACUGACUCCUGAGCCAGUGGCCACGUAUGUCACUGAGAUGCCCAGCAUCUCCUCUGUCUCAACCCUCCCGACAGAACGGCACAUAGCCGGUGUCGGAGGAGGUGGGGGACUCAAGCCGAAUGGCCAGAAACCCAAAGGCAGCCAUGGUCAUGUGGGCCACAGCUCUCACAGCUCUCACACUCACAGUCAUGUUCACAGCCACAGUAGCAAGCCACCAGGACUCAGGUCUACUUCCCUGGCACACAUGGCAGGGACCAUGCCAGGUGGCACGUCCCUGGGCAUCUCCAGGGCCGCUGAGACCUCCCUUGGCUCCAGCUCGGCUACAAUGGGCCGCCCAAUGGUGUACAGUUCCAACACAAUUGCGUCUGGGCAUACGAUGGGGCUGGGCCUUAAGGCCUGGGAUGGGACUGAGACAGUGGGCCGCAGGAAGACCUACGGGCACAAGAGGCCUCAGUGUACCGUGCUGGAGCCCAACCAGCUUCACGGCACCAGAGGCCACAGCCACAGCCAACACUUCCUCCCCACACAGCCCUACUUUGUGACCAACAGCAAGACAGAGGUGACUGUGUGAGAGAAGGGAGAAAGGGAGAAAAUGAAAGGCAAAAGGAUGCAUGUGGUGGUGGCACAAGUAAUCUCUGAGUGAGGACAC
Messenger RNA from Epinephelus moara (kelp grouper), 1833 nucleotides. It is a transcript of the gene shisa9a, whose product is annotated as shisa family member 9a. The transcript is spliced from 4 exons. Gene Ontology annotation, biological process: regulation of short-term neuronal synaptic plasticity; regulation of AMPA receptor activity. The coding region runs from base 1 to 1755 and encodes 584 amino acids. NCBI's taxonomy places the organism in Eukaryota, Metazoa, Chordata, Actinopteri, Perciformes, Serranidae. Gene Ontology annotation, cellular component: postsynaptic membrane; postsynaptic density; dendritic spine membrane. The record is from RefSeq and is a predicted model, not a curated record.